CUCCCUGGGGAGACCUUCCUUCCCCAGCCUUGGAGGGCUGGUUCUCCCCCAGGAAAAGGCCAUGGCAGAGCUGCAGAGGCUGGGGCAGCUCCUCCUCCUCUUCCUCCUGGGCCUGGCCUGCCUCUGGCUGCCCGCCACCUGCAGGAAAGCCCCCAGGCCUCCCCCCUGCCCGCCCAGCUGCUCUUGCACCAGAGACACAGCCUUCUGCGUGGACUCCAAAGCCAUCCCCAAGAGCCUGCCUCGGGAUGUCAUUUCGCUGACCCUGAUAAAUGCAGACUUCAGCGAAAUCAAAGAAGCCGCCUUCGCUCACCUCCCGUUCCUGCAGUUCCUCUUAUUGAAUUCCAACAAGUUUUCCUUGAUUGGGGACAAUGCGUUCACCGGACUCUCCCACCUGCAGUACCUGUUCAUCGAGAACAACGACAUCCAGGCUCUGUCGAAGAACGCCUUUCGUGGGCUCAAGUCCUUGACGCACCUAUCUUUGGCCUACAACAAUCUGCAGACGCUGCCCAGAGGCCUCCUGAAACCCCUGGACAUCUUGAGCGACCUAGACCUGCGGGGCAAUUCGUUGACCUGUGAUUGCAACAUCAAGUGGCUAGUGGAGUGGAUGGAGAGCACCAACACAAGCAUCCCCGCCGUUUUCUGUGGGAGCCCCGCUCAGUACCAAGGCCAGAAGAUCCGGGACCUGCCCCUCAAGGACUUUGACUGCGUCACUACAGACUUUGUGGUGCACCAGGUCCUGCCUUUCCAGUCUGUGUCUGCAGAGCCAUUCCUGUACUCCAGCGACCUCUACGUGGCCCUGGCCCAGCCCAGUUCCAGCAGCUGCAGCAUCCUCAAGUGGGACUAUGUCGAACGGAAGCUGCGGGACUUUGACCGCAUCCCUGCUCACUCGGCCGUUUACUGCAAGCCCAUCGUGGCCGAGUCGCAGCUGUACGUCGUGGUGGCCCAGCUCUUCGGUGGCUCCUACAUCUACCGCUGGGACACCAACAUCGACAAGUUCAUCAAGAUCCAGGACAUCGACAGCCAGAAGAUCCGCAAGCCCAACGACAUCGAGGCCUUCCAGAUCGAGGGCGAGUGGUUCUUUGUCAUUGCCGACAGCUCCAAAGCUGGCUCCACCAGCCUCUACCGCUGGAACCAGAACGGCUUCUACUCCCACCAAGACCUGCACUCAUGGCACCGUGACACCGAUGUGGAGUAUCUGGAGGUUGACGGCAAGCCCCGGCUGAUCAUCUCCAGCAGCUCCCAGGCUCCCAUCAUCUACCAGUGGAACCGCUCGCAGAAGCAGUUCCUCCACCUGGGCGAUGUGGCAGAAGUGAUGGACGUCCAGAUGGUCAAGCACUUCCGGGUCAAGAGGGACAACUUCCUGUGCCUGAGCCGCUACAUUGGCGACUCCAAGGUGGUCAAGUGGGAGGGCCUGCGCUUCACGGAGCUGCAGACCUUGCCCUCCCGAGGCUCCAUGGUGAUGGAGCCGUUCCGCGUGUCCCAGCAUCAGUAUAUGGCCCUGGGGAGUGACUUCUCCUUCACCCACAUCUACCUGUGGGACGAAGAGAAGCAGAAGUUUGCAAAGUUCCAGGAACUCUCUGUGCAGGCCCCCCGCGCCUUCCGCCCCAUCCCUCUGGAGGACAUGGAUAUCCUGCUGGCGCCCAGCUUCAAGGGGAACACACUAGUUUACAAGCAUAUCGUGGUAGACCUCAGCUUGUAGGGCAGGUAGGUCACUGCCGUCCCCAACCUGCACGCACGCACACACACUUUCUUCUGCUGGAGGUGGGCACCUGGGCACUGUAGUCACUUGGAGAAAGGCUGCUUACUCAUUCCGCACCCUUCUUCUCUCCAUGGUGAGGAUAUAAGCUCAGGCCUUCCUCGAUGCAGAGGCUCCUCCAGACCACACAAGGGACCUAACACACACUCACACACUCCUACGUCGACCUGGAUGUAUAUGCAAUAAUAAUAACACACCCCUAGACCUCACGUCAUUAACUCCAUGCAAUGUUGACCAAGUGCCCCGGUUGAAAUGC
Messenger RNA from Lacerta agilis (Sand lizard), 2012 nucleotides. It is a transcript of the gene LGI3, whose product is annotated as leucine rich repeat LGI family member 3. Bases 62 to 1699 code for a protein of 545 amino acids. The record is from RefSeq and is a predicted model, not a curated record. The transcript is spliced from 8 exons. Gene Ontology annotation, biological process: regulation of exocytosis. Gene Ontology annotation, cellular component: synaptic vesicle. Gene Ontology annotation, molecular function: protein binding. Lineage: Eukaryota; Metazoa; Chordata; Lepidosauria; Squamata; Lacertidae.